This is a messenger RNA of Phytophthora infestans T30-4, 1557 nucleotides long. Its product is annotated as Ammonium Transporter (Amt) Family. NCBI's taxonomy places the organism in Eukaryota, Oomycota, Peronosporomycetes, Peronosporales, Peronosporaceae. The coding region runs from base 1 to 1557 and encodes 518 amino acids. Gene Ontology annotation, molecular function: ammonium channel activity. Gene Ontology annotation, cellular component: plasma membrane. Gene Ontology annotation, biological process: ammonium transmembrane transport. The transcript has a single exon. The record is from RefSeq and is a predicted model, not a curated record.
AUGAUGCUCGGAGAUAAUUCGCCACUCACUCGGCUCGCCGUUGCGGCAACUGCAGCUGUCGCAUUCAGUGCAUUUGUAGUGUCCGCCCAAGAAUCGACCGUCACCUGCGAAGUUUCCCAGUACCUUGACUCCGCCACCAAUGAGUGUGUCGACUACUCUUCGCGAGGUGCAAAGGCUGGUAACGCGUAUGACACGACAAUUGACUCCGGCAACACGGCGUGGAUGCUAAUGUCAAGUGCAUUGGUGAUGCUCAUGACCCCGGGUGUUGCCUUCUUCUACGCCGGUUUGGCUGGCGAAGACAUGGCGUCGAAUACCAUGAUGAUGUCGUUCGUGAGCAUGGCGAUGGUGUCGAUCCAGUUCUUCGCCUUCGGUUACUCAGCGUGCUUCAGUUCCGACGGUAUAUUCGCCUGGGCGGGGUACAACAAUGUUGGCGCCGUCGCUAGUGGAACGUAUGGUGGCAGUAUCCCUCACAUCCUCUUCGCCUUCUUCCAGACGCAGUUUGCCACAAUCACACCAGCGCUGAUCAGCGGCGGAAUUGUCGGCCGCAUGAAGUUUGGUAGCUACCUGCUUUUCAUCCUGCUGUGGACGUCCAUCGUAUACGACCCUCUGGCUCGUUGGAUGUGGUCGCUCAAGCUCGAUGAAAACUGGGAGAUCACUGCAAUGGGCUGGGAAGGCAAGAUGGGUGCGCUCGAUUUCGCUGGUGGUACAGUCAUUCACGUCUCCAGUGGGUUUGGUGCCCUUGUGGCCGCCAUUGUGGUGGGGAAGCGAUACAACCACGGCGAGCCUGUGAAGCCGCACAACGUACCCUUGGUGAUGAUCGGUGCCACGCUGCUAUGGUUCGGCUGGUUUGGAUUCAACGCCGGAUCUCAGGGGGCGGCUGACGGCGUUGCUGCGAUUGCUGCUAUCAACACGCAUCUAGCGCCAUGUGCUGGAUUUUUGACCUGGUCAGCUCUUGAGUUCGCUUUCCACAAGAACUUUGAUCCUUGCGGUGCCAUCAGUGGAGCAGUUGCUGGACUUGUGGCCAUCACCCCAGGCUGUGCCUUUGUGUACCCGUGGGCUGCUGUCAUCUUUGGCGUCGUCGGUUCUGCGACUGGUUUCGGUGCUGUCCACCUCAAGAACGUUCUGCGUUAUGAUGAUACUCUCGACUCCUUCGGUAUCCACGGCUGCGGCGGCUUCAUGGGCGGUCUGCUUACGGGUCUAUUCGCCACCUCCGAGAUAAACCCGUCUAUUGAAGGCGGUGCAUUUUACGGCCACGGAAUGCAGUUCGUACACCAACUCGUUUCACAGUGUGUGGCAGCUGCGUACUCGGCAGUGGUGACGUUCCUCAUCCUAAUGGCGCUUAAGUACACGGUGGGUCUUCGCGUCUCGGAGGAGAAAGAAGUAAACGGCAUGGAUAUUUCGUACCACGGUGGCCAGGCUUACGACUACAGUGCACAUGGCGGGCUUAGCUCUCCUACUGUUAAGGCGGCUAACCCUCCCGUUGGCGACUUCAUGAGCAUGAUGACUUCUGGCCAGCCCAGUGGAAAUGGAGCUAACCAUAUUGCGAAUGAACUUUAA